Molecule: messenger RNA, 8952 nt
Organism: Mytilus californianus (California mussel)
Lineage: Eukaryota; Metazoa; Mollusca; Bivalvia; Mytilida; Mytilidae
Exons: 5
Coding region: 256-5091 (1611 amino acids)
Biological process (GO): protein localization to ciliary inversin compartment
Cellular component (GO): ciliary inversin compartment
Molecular function (GO): protein binding
Source: RefSeq, a predicted model, not a curated record
UCCUACAGCGCUCUUCUCGAAUGGUCAUGUUAAAGAGAAAGACGAACUUGAAAACAGUGUUCUUCGCCCAUAUCUUGAGGAAAUGAACCAGAUUUCCUAAUGGUUAUCUUUAUAAGAGAACGGGACAGGGAUCAAGAUUUAUAUAAUCUCGAAAGCCAUGAGUAUGAUGCCUAGGUUUCGACCAUUUCAAUUAUUGUCUUCUGCCUGAUAGACUACUCUUUACAAUAUAGUACAAGGAAUAAAGAAGACUAGACUAUGGCAUCUCUUUCUGUAGAGGAGGAAAACUAUGUUCGAAUGAGUUUAUUACUGACAGGUAUUUCUCCACGUGCUGUAAGAACCUGUUUUGACGAUGAGUUAGCUCCCGAAUGUUUAGAGGACUCACUGAAGAAAGAGUAUAGCAAACUAUUGGAAUUGAACAAGGAAUAUCUAAUCAAUCAAUCACAGUGGAACCUCCUGUUUCCAAGAUUUCCUGAUGUUCCAGAUUCUAAAACCUUUGAUGUGACCCUGAUGACAACAUUACUGAGGAAUUUAACUCCUAUGACUCCUCCUCUUUGUGGAUUUGAACGUUUACCUACUGCCAUCGAAACUACAACAGCUGCAGAUUUAGCAAGAAUCAAUCACUACAGGAAUUACCUGGGUCAUCUGGAUGAUGGCAAAAUAGACAGUGAUUUCUUUAACAUGGCAUGGAAUGAUAUAACUAGUGCCAUUGAAAGAUUAGGUGGUCAGCAAAUGAAGCAGGAGUGUGAUUAUAUGAAAACCAAACCUUUAGAUCAAACCAAACCUUUAGAUCAAACCAAACAAGAAAUAAUGAUGGACAUGAAGCAUUCAAAUAAUGAAAUUCAGGAGCUAAAAGAAUCAUUUGAAAGUCUGAAGCUGUCUCAUACUGAAAUUAUAAAAUCCCAUGAAUUACUUCAAGAAAACCAUGCAGUUGUGACAAAAGAAAUGGAAGAAAUAAAGAUCUCCCAGAAGGAUACUAUACCUAGGAAUAUUAGAGAUCAGAUGAAAAAUCAAAUAGAAGACUGGGAAGAGAAAGAUAGGAUGUUUGUGUCUACAAGAGCCAGUGAUUACGUCAUACAACGUUUACAGGACAACAGUUGUUUGACUUUAACUGGCCCAUCAGGAGUUGGAAAAUCAUUUAUUGCAAGACACACAGCACUAGUUUUACAGAAGGAAGGAUACAAAAUAAUACCUGUGAGAAAACCAUAUGAUAUAAGAGAUUAUUAUCAACAAAAUAAAAGGACAGUCUUCAUUGUAGAUGAUAUUUGUGGAAAUUUCACUGCCAACCAACUACAGAUUGAUACCUGGGAACAACUUUUACCUUGGAUUUACACAAUUAUUGCAGACAAAUAUUGUAAGAUUAUUGUAUCUUGUAGGUUACAAGUCUAUAAAGAUAAUAAGUUUAAUAUAUUAUCACCUUUUAAAUCCUGUGAAUGUAACUUAAUAUCAGAUAAGUUUUGUCUUACAUCUGUAGAAAAAAAUAAUAUAGCAAAAGCUUAUAUAGGUACCAGAGAGGAUGAUAUUGAUGAAUCGUCACAAAAAAGUGAGUUCUUUCCACUUUUAUGCUCAUUGUAUGAUGGGGGAGAAAAUGGAGAUAUUAAUGAAUUUUUCAAAAAUCCAUUUGAAGUCUAUAAAAAUGAAUUAGACAACUUAAGUAGGUAUGGUGAUGAAGGGAACUAUAAAAUAUGUGGUUUGGCCUUGUGUGUUCUCUUUAAUAAUCAUCUGAAAGAAAAAUGGUUCCAGUGUAAAGUGACAGAUGAACAAAGCUUAAGACUUAUAGAAGACACAUGUGAUGCUUGUGAAAUCAACAGAAGUACAUCAAAGACAAAACUGAAGAAAGCACUUGACACCCUAGAUGGUACUUUUAUACAUAAACACAAUGGCAUUUAUAGUACUGUACAUGAUAAAUUGUUUGACUUCCUUGCUCAUUAUUUUGGUCAGAAAAUGAUUGAAUGUUUGAUAGAUCAUGGUGAUUGUAAUUUUGUACAUGAACGUUUUAUUUGGCAAACAUCACAAGAUGUCAAGAAAAGUGAAGUAGACUUCAUUAUUGAGAUACCAGAUGAUUAUUUAAAUUCAUAUUUAGAAAGGUUUGUAAAUGACUGGUCAGCAGGAAACGUGACAUUUGUAUUCUUUAACAAUAUUAUGAAAGUAUCAUCAUUUAGACAAAAGUUAUUACAAUACUUAAAACAACUGAAUAGAUCAAAACAAGAAAAAUUAGCAAAUACCAAGGAUACAGUGAUACCAAAGAAGGCAUGUGGAUCAGGUAAUUCUCCAUUGGUAAUGUUUUGUUAUUAUGGUUAUACUGAUAUGGUACAGUGGAAAUUACAGUAUAAUGUUGAUGUGGAUCAGUACAGAAAAGAAAAGAAACUUGUAACAGAUACAAGGGAUAUCAUUUUGUACACCAGAAGUGAUGGGGUUGCUGGACUUGAGAGGACUCCUAAUGUUGAUCUAUGUAAUGAUAAUGGCAUAAGUCCUCUUUUAGCAGCAAGUCAGAAUGGACAUACAGAAAUAGUAAAACAACUAUUAAAGAAGAAUGCUAAUGUUGAUCUAUGUCAUAAAAAUGGUAUUAGUCCUCUGUAUGAGGCAUGUCAUGUAGGACAUACUGAAAUAGUAAAGUUACUGUUAGAGAGGAAUCCUAAUGUUGAUCUAUGUGACGAUGAUGGCUGUAGUCCUCUGGUAUUAGCAAGUCAGAAUGGACAUACUGAAAUAGUAAGGUUGCUGUUAGAAAAGAAUUCUAACAUUGAUCUAUGUACCAAUGAAGGCUAUAGUCCUCUGUUAGUCGCAAGUCUGAAAGGACAUACUGAUACAGUAAAGUUGCUAUUAGAGAAAAAUCCAAAUGUAAAUCAAUGUCAAAAAGAUGGUGUGAGUUCUCUGUAUGAAGCAUGUAAUCUAGGACAUACUGACAUGGUUAGGUACCUUUUGGAGAAUAAUUCUAAUGUUGAUCUAUGUAGCAAUGAUCGUGUUAGUCCUCUGUUAUUAGCAAGUCAGAAUGGACAUAUUGAUAUUGUCAGGUUACUGUUGGCAAUGAAUCCUAAAGUUGAUCUAUGUAACAUUAAUGGUAUUAGUCCUUUGAGUAGGGCAAGUCAUAAAGGACAUACUGACAUAGUAAAGUUGCUGUUAGAGAAGAACUCCAAGGUUGAUUUAUGUGACAAUGAGGGCUAUAGUCCUUUGUUUUUAGCAAGUGAGAAUGGACAUACUGAAACAGUGAGGUUGCUGUUAAAAAAGAAUCCUAACAUGGAUAUAUGUACCAUUGAUGGCUGUAGUCCUUUGUUAAUGGCAAGUCAGCAAGGACAUACUGAUAUUGUAAGGUUACUUUUAGAGAAGAAUCCAAAUGUUGAUCUAUGUGACAAUGAUAGCAGGAGUCCUCUGUUAUUAGCAAGUCAGAAAGGACAUUCUGAUAUAGCAAGGUUGUUGUUAGAGAAGAGUCCUAAUGUUGAUCUAUGUGACAAGGAUGGCUGCAGUCCUUUGUACAUGGCAAGUCAGAAUGGGCAUACUGAUAUAGUAAGGUUGCUGUUGGAGAAGAAUCCUAACGUUGAUCUAUGUGACAAGGAUGGCUGCAGUCCUCUGUGCAUGGCAAGUCAGAAUGGGCAUACUGAUAUAGUAAGGUUGCUGUUGGAGAAGAAUCCUAACGUUGAUCUAUGUGACAAGGAUGGCUGCAGUCCUCUGUACAUGGCAAGUCAGAAAGGGCAUUCUGAUAUAGUAAGGUUGCUGUUAGAGAAGAGUCCUAACGUUGAUCUAUGUGACAAGGAUGGCUGUAGUGCUCUGUUGAUGGCAAGUCAUAAAGGACACACUGAUAUAGUAAGGUUGCUGUUAGAGAAGAGUCCUAACGUUGAUCUAUGUGACAAAGAUAGCAGGAGUCCUCUGUUAUUAGCAAGUCAGAAUGGGCAUACUGAUAUAGUGAUGUUACUGUUAGAGAAGAAUCCUGAUGUUCAUCUAUGUAACAAUGAUGGCUGUAAUCCUCUGUUAUUAGCAAGUCAGAAUGGUCAUACGGAAAUUGUAAAAUUGCUGUUAGUGAAGAAUCCUAACGUUGAUCUAUGUAACAAUGAUGGCUGUAGUCCUCUGAUAUUAUCAAGUCAGAAUGGGCAUACUGAUACAGUAAGGUUGCUGUUAGAGAAGAAUCCUAAAGUUGAUCUUUUUGACAAAAAUAGCUGUAGUCCUCUGUUAUUAGCAUGUCAGAAUGGGCAUACUGAUAUAGUGAUGUUACUGUUAGAGAAGGAUCCUGAUGUUCAUCUAUGUGACAAUGAUGGCUGUAAUCCUCUGUUGUUAUCAAGUCAGAAUGGUCAUAUGGAUAUCGUUAAUUUGCUGUUAGAGAAGAAUCCUAACGUUGAUCUAUGUAACAAUGAUGGCUAUAGUUCUCUGUUAAUAGCAAGUCAGAAUGGGCAUACUGAUAUAGUAAGGUUGCUGUUAGAGAAGAAUCCUAAAGUUGAUCUCUGUAGUAAUAAAGGCUUUACACCAUUAAUCACAGCGUGUGCCAAUAACAACACCAGUAUAAUAAAGCUAUUAAUGCAACAUAAACCAGACACUAAUGCCCAGACAUAUGAUGGUGGUAACGCUUUAGUUUUCAGUGCAUGGAAUGAAAACAUAGAAAUAAUACAGUUGUUAUUGAAGAACCAUGCUGACUGUAAUAUAUGCGCCCAUAGCAAACAGUUUAUAACUGAUGCAAUUGAAGACUGCCCAACAAAAGCAUUACAUGAAGUAAAACAGAAUUGUUUUAAUAUUCUUACAAAAAAUACACCAUCACAUGUAACAGAUUAUGUCAGAAAGAAGUCAGUAGAUUAUGCCUUCGAUGUUUUGGCUGGUUGUUCACCAUUACACUAUGCUUGUUUUAGGGGAAGCAUAGAUGUUGUCCGUUGUCUUCUGGACCACAAUGCUAACAUUAAUAUAAAAAAAGAAGAUGGAACAACACCAUUAUUUUAUGCAUGUGAAGUAGGACAUGAGGAUCUUGUGGGUUUCCUGUUAGAUAAAGAAGCAGAUACACAGAUAUAUAGACUUGAUGGGAAAUCCCCUUUAAUAAUUGCAAAAGAUAAUGGGCAUAAGUAUAUAGUGUUGAUUGUAACAGAAUGUGUGAAGAAGGAAAAUAAUCUUUCUUCCUAACUCAUUGUUCUUUGAUCCUAAGUUUGUAUGCACUGUAAAUAAACAUACAACAUUGUACAAAGGGAUAUUGAAAAGGACUUUAUUUUUGGUAUUUGUUUAAAAUGUUUAUAUCUACUGCUAUUCAUUCUGUUAUUUAGUCUACGAUUUUACAAUACACAUGAAUAUUUCUUGAUUUUAUUACCUAGAACAGAAGAAAUUAAUGUGUAGCAAAGACAUUUUGUUGAUGCUAAUGAAUAAAACUGUACCAGACUUAGUCACCAUUGUAAUUCUAUCAUUACUUACUCAUUUUCAGUUACCGGUACAUUAUAUAUUUCGUAGAUCACAUUUGUUUCUACUCGACCAUGUAAGAUCAGUCUUAUUUGAUUUUCAUGCUGAAAGUUCCAUAUUUUACUCAUUGUAUGUGUGUUACUUUGGUUUAUGUUUCUCUUGUAUAUGUAUUUCUUCAUAUAUUUUGAAGACUGUAUGCUAAUAUGGCUAACCCCCAGAUUUCUUGUUUGGUUUUGUUGUAUUAGAUUUCUGUCUAAUUCAUGUAAUUUGCACAUGUUGUCUAUCUCUUUUUUUCAUAUUGUCAUUUUAUUAUUAUUUUUUUGCUGUGUUCAUUUCUGUUUUUCUACUCAAGGAAUAAAACCACUGAUUAAUAGCCCCAUUGUUAUCUAUGUUAUAUUCUGCUAUUUCAAGCAUUCAUAGCUAUUUUGUUUUAAGAUGGGGAAAAAAAGUGACAGUCAUUACCUUAUCCUGACUUGUGCUAAAAAUUGUUCAACAUAGCUUUAAUCGUUUAUAAGAGCACACUUGUUUCCUGAAUUUCGGUAGAACAAUGUACAGGUACUGCUUAUCUGAGCAACAGGAUAAAUAUGCCCUCUUAUUUUAUUUUCAUAUAUUCGUUUUAUUAUUCAAGUGCUUAAGCUUUCAUUUGAUACCAAAAUUACCCAAAUAUUUUACUUAUAAAAAAUUUACAGUUAUUAUGGUUAUGCGUAGGAACUAUUUUGUUUAAAGUAUGUACUACUUUCUUGUAUAUUCUUUCUGACCUGGCCAGAGUAGUGAUUCUAUUCCUCUACACUUCUUACAUCAUACUCAUUUAAGUAACUUUACAGAAUUCAUGAUUCAUAUAUGUUGUCAUAAAAAAGUAUUACAGAUUCCUUUAGUAAACCCAACCUGAAGAAAGUAGAAAUCAAGCAGCACAAUUUGUCUAAAUAAGUCAUCAAGACUUGAGCCAAUGCUCCGUGUUGAAGGCCGUACCUUGACCUAUAAUGGUUUACUUUUAUAAAUUGUUACUUGGAUGGAGAGUUGUCUCAUUGGCACUCAUACCACAUCUUCCUACAUCUACUAGUAUUGACAUUACAGUGUUCAGUACUAUCGAACAAACUUAUUUGUACAAAACCUUCACAGGGUCUGAGUUCUUAAAAGAUGUAAAUAAAUUCAACACAGAUGACACAAUAACAUGUCAAGAUUAUUUGACCAAGCGCAUAAAUGAGAAUAGACUACAAUUUGCGAGUUCUUAACCUAAAGCUAGGUUAUUAUUUCAGUCAGUGGUAGAACAGAUAUUAGGGAAUGCACAUUUUCUUCUUAUGACUUUUAUAUCAAUGAUUUACUCUGGAUUUUGUCUCCCUACGAUACAAAUUGUGCUGAUUGCAAGCCAUAUGGACGCUAACUUGUCUGUGGCAGCAUCAACUUUUUUAUAUUUUUAUUUUAUUAUAUAAAGAAAAAGGGCUAAAAAAAUUUCUGAUCUGAAAUUGCGUAGGUUUAAGAACUUAUUUUGCAAAUAUUUAAAUGUGAUCAUCAUGAUCAUGGUAAUGCUAAACAUAAUUUAUGUUUUUUGUUAUAUAUAUAUUUACUAUGAUUGUUUUUAAUGGAAGCACAUUAUUUAUUUUUGUGUCUACUUUGAUUUGUUCUCCUUGUGUUUUAUAUGUUGUAAAUAAUUUAUGUUUUAUAUCAUGUAUCUUUGAUUUACUGACAUGACUGAAUGGAAGGUAUAUACUUUAAAAUAACUGAUAAUAUUGAUAUGAAAUAACCAUACAUUCCACAGAAACAUGUGACAGUCACCUGAUGUUUUAUCUGUUUUGUUACAAAUUCUCAUCAUACUACAAAAUAAAUAUUGUAUCGCAGAUGGUCUGAAAGGCUAUAUAAUAUCUGUAAUCACUUUUGGUCUAUUAUCUGUUUGUCAAUCCCUCCAGCAAAUACAUCAAAAUGAAUUUUGUUCACUGAACCAGGCAAGAAAAAACAAUAUGGCCACAAUUGACAAGGGCCAUGUGAGCUAUUGCCAUCACUUGGCAUCCGUUGUCUUAAACUUUUACAAAAAUCUCUGUAGAUCUAGUAUAAAAUUUGUGUUUAACAUACAACAUAAAGGUGCUUGCAUUGACCCCUUAAAUGAGAAUUUUGCACUAAUUUACGAGUUUUUGCCUAUUUCUUAAAAUACAAAAAUUAUCAGCCAUACAAGAUUACAAAAAUGCUGCAAUGAUUGAAAUAAUUGAAUAACUUGUAGUAGUUUAAGUUAUUGCCCUUGAAUGACUAUUUUGAUUGAUAUUGAAGUUUUUGCCAAUUAACUUGUAAACUGUAAAAGAUAGGAAGAAACUAAAAACAGAAAAAAAAUUAUAGGCAAAAAGAGAUCUACAAAAAUAUUUAUAUUGUCCAAACGAUCAGAUGACUCUUAAUUGAAGUUAUUGAUCCUAAAUGAUGAUUUUUUACUAAUUUUCAAGUUUUUGCUAAUUUUGUAAAAUUAUAUAAUAAAUAUGAAAAAAACUAUAAAAAGCAAAAAUUAUCAGCAAUACAAGAUCUACAAGAAUGCUAAUAUGACUUAAUCCAUUUGAAGACUCCAUAUAUGAGUUAAUGCCCUUAAAGGGAGAUUUUUAACUUGUGUUCAAGUUUUUGCCUUUUAUUUUAAUUUUUUACUUGUGAACAAUUCAGGCUCUUAUGAACCUCUUGUUGAUGAAUGUCUUUGUAGGGUUUAGACCUUAUAGGGUAAAAUCUUUAACCAUUUUGGAGUACUGUACCUGUUUUCAAAGUUGAAGGGGCUAUGUUCACAAGAAAUUUUACCACAAAAAUUGUUUGCAAGUUAUUUACAUACCAAAAUGUCCAUGACUGAAGAGUUCUUUUUUCUUAUAAGAUUUUUUAUGAAAUGAGCUGCAGUUUUUAACUUUGCCGAGUAAUGCAUCUGUAGGAAAUAAAUUUUCAACAUGACAGCUACGACUGAUUUCAGGAAUAUAUUACCAUCAGAAGUUAAUUUUCAGCAUCACAGCUUUAUUGUUUUUAGGUAUCAUGUAAACAAUGCAGGCUCUAAAGUUUAUAGUUAAAUUAUAAAAAAAAUCAAUAUACAAAUAUUGUGAUUUGCAAUUUAGAAUUGUUUUUACCAUUUUUAUUGUUUGAAUUAUAUAUUUUUUAUAUUGUAAUAUAGAAAUAUAUUUUGUUGAUAUAAUGCAUCUGUAGGAAAUACAUUUUCAACAUGAUAGCUAUGACUGCUUUUGAGAAAUACCACUGUGAGAAAUUAAUUUCAGCAUCACCACUUUUAUUGUUUUUAGGUAUUAUGUAAGCAAUUCAGACUCUAAAGUUUGCAGUUAAAUUCCUUGUAAUGUUUUAACAAAAUCAAUCUUUAAUUAUUGUAAUUUGUAAUUUCGAACUAUUAUUACCAUUUUUAUUGUUUGAAUUAUAUAUAUAGAUAUUAUCUUACCUCCUAUAGAUUUUAGGGGAUAUGAUUGGUUAAAGGACUACACAUGGUGACUAAAUAUAUUUGAUAUAGGGUGUCCUAAAAAAAUAUGGGGUUAGUAAGGAGUUACUUCCCUUUCAAAACAAACAAAAAAUCUGAAAGGUUUCAACAGACAAAGAAAUUGAUAAUGAAAGAUAGAAAUAAAUUCAUAAAACAAAUUUAAA